AUGUACUCGACACAAUCCGCUAAUGAUUUCAAGUAUUUUUUGCAAACUAAGCGUCUUGGUUUUCGUUUAUGGACAGAAGAUGAUCUUCAUUUAGCUUUAGACCUUUGGGGUGACAAUGCUGUUACAGAGCUUAUCGGUGGUCCAUUCACUACUGAGAAGAUACACGAACGUUUUUCACAUGAAAUGAAAAAUAUGAGACUGUACAAUCUUCAAUAUUGGCCGAUAUUUUCACUGGAAACUGGCGAACAUAUUGGAUGUUGUGGCUUUCGCCCAUAUGACAAAGAGAAGUAUAUAAUUGAAAUUGGUUUUCAUAUUCGGCCAAAAUUUUGGAGACAAGGAUUUGGAAGAGAAGCUGCCGAUGCCGUAAUAUCAUAUGCAUUCUGUAAUUCAAAUGUGACUAAAAUUUUUGCUGGCCAUCAUCCGAAAAAUGUCGCUUCUUGUCGACUUCUGGAACAACUUGGAUUCCAGUAUACCCAUUAUGAAUAUUAUCCCCCAACUGGUUUACAACACCCAUCCUAUAUACUCACAAAAGAGCAACAUUGUUAG
This is a messenger RNA of Didymodactylos carnosus, 546 nucleotides long. The record is from the annotation of a GenBank genome assembly. Lineage: Eukaryota; Metazoa; Rotifera; Eurotatoria; Philodinida; Philodinidae.